Messenger RNA from Cucumis melo (muskmelon), 3308 nucleotides. RefSeq lists its product as uncharacterized. The transcript is spliced from 6 exons. The record is from RefSeq and is a predicted model, not a curated record. NCBI's taxonomy places the organism in Eukaryota, Viridiplantae, Streptophyta, Magnoliopsida, Cucurbitales, Cucurbitaceae. Bases 1041 to 2828 code for a protein of 595 amino acids.
UAAUGGAAAAAGGAUAUUAUUUUCUCGUGUGAAGAAGAGUGCCGUUCUUCGCAUGUUACAAAAUUUCCAGUAUCAAUCUUCUCUUCUUCAUCUUCCAAUUCCCUCUUCGUUGUCGUCGUCUCUCGCAUGGCGGACCAAGAAUCACAAACUCAAUUCCCAUUCUCUAUCGAACCAUAAUUCAAUCCCCAUUUUCCCCUAAACUUCUACCCCCCACCCCCGAUUUCUCAUUCCUCUCCUACUCCCAACCUUAUUCUUAUUGCAUUCUUCUCACACGCAUUACUUUCAUCACUUACCCAAACUCCUUUUCUCUUCCUUUCCUUCCAUUUUCAAUUGCUACUCUCAAGGGGUCUUCUGAUUGAAUUUUCUGCUGGGUUUCAAGUGUUGCUACGAAAUUCCGAGUCUCCUCAUCUGUCGACGUUGAUAAUAAUCUUCAUUCCUAUCUCUACCGCCAUUUUACGCUGAUAUGAGGGGUUUCUGAGUCAUUCACACUUGCAUCUAAUCCGUUACUUGGGUGAUGAUGAAUGAGGGAAAGAGAGUUGCUCUUCUUCCUUCCCUUGCAUUUUCUUUCAAAUAGUCUUUAUAUCAUUGCCAUUGCAUUCUUCUGCGGUCAGGCCGAUUGUCAUGGUGAAGAAGGUUUCAAUCAAUAUUGUUAUUCUGAAUUGGAGCUCAGUAAUGAUUUCACUUUCUUGCGUGGAUAUGCUCAGUGAUUAUGAUUUAUAGGGUGGAUUUUGCUGUCGGUAGAGAAUAAAUCUGCAACAUAAGGGUAGAGUUUGCGACUUUUUAUUUAGGUCAAGUUAAAUCUUUCCUUUCCAUCUUUCAAAGAAAAUUGUAAUAUUGGCAUCUGACCUACUAGUUUCUUGUCCGACUCUUUCAUUUCAUUGAUGCCUUUAUAAACAUUUAUAGAACUUUCGUGCUCUUUGGUGGGCAUUUGGUAGGACUAGUACUUCUGGUGGUGUUUUGACUUAAUCUUUAUUCAAAGAAUGUGGUAAAGGAUGCAAGAAGUGUUAUUCAGUUAUGUUUGAUCAUGUUUAAUACUCAUUAUGGAAAGAAGUGAACCUACAUUAGUUCCAGAGUGGUUGAGAAGUUCUGGAAGUCUUUCUGGGAGUGGGAUUGCUCAACAAUUUGCAUCGUCUUCUUCUCACUCAGAUAUUUCUUCUCAAGCUCAUUACUCGAGGAGUAGAACAUCAAAGAGCAUUAGUGAUAUAGAUAAACCUCAUUUUGAUUUCUUGGAUUGGUCAUCUUCAUCAAGCACGAGGAGGAGUUCUAGCAAUGGCUCUGGAAAGAAUGCUUAUAGUAAUUUUAAUAGGAAUCAUCGUGAUAGAGACCGUGAGAAGGAGAAAGAUAUGUCAAAUCAUGGGGACCCUUGGGGUUAUGACUUUUCUAGCCCUCUGGUGAAUGUAUUUUCCAGUAGAGCUGAGAAGGAAACCCUGCGGCGUUCUCAUUCAAUGGUGUCUAGGAAGCAAGGUGAUUUAUUUCCUCAGAGAGUUGCUGUCAACUUGAAAAGUGGAGGCUAUAAUCAUAAGGCUAACAGUAAUGGCUUUCAUUCAGGAAGUACCAUUAAUGGUAUCACUGAUAAGGCUGUUUUCGACAAGGAUUUUCCAUCACUUGGAGCAGAAGAAAGGCAAGGAGGACCAGAUGUUGGAAGAGUAUCAUCUCCUGGCUUGACCACAUGUGUUCAUAGCUUGCCCAUUGGAAGUUCGACUUUGAUUAGUAGGGAAGGAUGGACAUCAGCUUUGGCUGAGGUGCCAACUACAGUCACAGGCAGUUCGGGUGCUCCAUCAUCUAUUCAACAGACUGCCAAUUCUGGAUUGGGAUCCCCAAAUGCUACAACUUCACGGAAGAUGGCUGAAGCUUUAACACAGGCACCAACAAGAGGUCGUGUUACUUCUCAGUCAACAGAGUUAUCUGUCAAGACACAGAGGCUUGAGGAAUUGGCCAUUAAGCAGUCCAGGCAGUUAAUCCCAGUAAUGCCUUCGAUGCCUAAAGUUUCUGUUCUUAAUACUUUUGAAAAAUCUAAGUCCAAAGGAGCAUCGAGAACUGCUGAAAUGAAUGUGCCUGGCAAGGGCGGUCAACAACAGCUCUCUAUGAUGCAACAUAAUAGUCAGCCUCUUCGAGGUGGACAAGUCAAGUCCGAUUCUCCAAAGACCACUCAUGGUAAAUUUCUGGUUCUCAAACCGGUAUGGGAGAAUGGCAUGUUAAAGGAUGGCUCAAAUCCUAUUAGUAAUGUUAACAGUAGAACUGCAAAUUCCCAGCCUUCUUCUGUUGCUUCUUCAGCAACAUCUAACACUUCAAGGAACCAAAACAACCUGCAUCCUUCCUCUCUGGAGCGGAAGGUAGCUGCAUUGGAUCUGAAAUCAGGAUCCACUUUGGAAAAGAGACCCCAUUCUGCUCAAUCACAAAGCAGGAGUGAUUUCUUCAAUCUCAUAAAGAAAAAGACUUUGGUGAAUGGAUCUACUUGUCUACAAGAUUCAGGUAUCUGUACAUCUCCUAUCAAGGAAAAAUCUGGAAUAGCGAAUGGGGAAGUGGUUAGUGCUGCAGUACAUCCUUCUGCUGUUACUGAUGAUGAGGUAGCUAGCAAUGGCAAUACGACUGAAGAGGUUCAGAGGUUUUCUGAGGUUGUGAAUAAGAGUUUGAGCCCUAACAAAGCAUUAUGUACAGACGAGGAAGAGGCUGCAUUUCUUCGUUCUCUUGGAUGGGAAGAAAAUUCAGGAGAGGAUGAAGGACUAACGGAGGAGGAGAUUAAUGCUUUUUAUCAGCAGUACAUGAACUUGAAGCCAUCUUUGAAGCCGAUUAGAUGUAAGUUACCGGAGCCCUCCAGUGCUGUCUGAAUAUAAUCAUCUUUCCUGUGGGAUCUUGGUCAGUUUAAACUCAUCUGACUUGGCGAUCCAGACGAAUAUCAACUUGUUUUUGUGGUAAGUUGUCUCGGGUUUCUUCCCAUAUUUUCUUUUAGGGAGUAAAAGAAAAAAAAAGUUGACAAUGUUGGGCAGGAAGCAGAGAGUGAGUGUUUGGUUUAGCGAAGUGCAAUAAGUUAAUAGGGGUCUCUGCUUGCAUACAAGUUUUCAUCUUGAUUUUUUUGUUUUUCUUUUUUUCUUUCUUUUUUUCUUUUUUGUCUGAAGAACAGUUAGGAAGGGAUCAGAUAGGUAAUGUACUUUAUUUUUUUGUUUGGAAUUGCAGCUGAAGAUGGCACUGCAAUUUGCAUAUUUCCAGUAUUUGGGCCCUUUUUUUUUACUCUUUACAGAUUGAUCCUUGAAAAAGGCCUGAUUUACUUUUUAUGAGUUUAAAUAGGGAAAAGAAUUUUUUAAUUUUAA